Oxyura jamaicensis (ruddy duck) is the source of this 1148-nucleotide messenger RNA. It is a transcript of the gene CDK5R2, whose product is annotated as cyclin dependent kinase 5 regulatory subunit 2. NCBI's taxonomy places the organism in Eukaryota, Metazoa, Chordata, Aves, Anseriformes, Anatidae. The record is from RefSeq and is a predicted model, not a curated record. Gene Ontology annotation, molecular function: cyclin-dependent protein serine/threonine kinase activator activity; protein kinase binding. Gene Ontology annotation, cellular component: protein kinase 5 complex; cytoplasm. Gene Ontology annotation, biological process: activation of protein kinase activity; brain development; positive regulation of cyclin-dependent protein serine/threonine kinase activity.
AAGCGGGCGCGGCGGCGGAGCAUCCUCGGGUACCGCGGCCCCGGUGCCGGCCGCUUUCCCCCCCCCCAUCCCCGCAGCCUCCUAUGGGCCCCGCUCGGCGUUAGCAUGGGCACGGUGCUCUCCCUGUCCCCCGCCGCCUCCUCGGGCAAGGGGGGCGGCGGCGGCGGGGGGCUGCUGGCCGACAAGGCGCCGCCGGGAAGGGUGCCGGGCAAAGGCGAGAGCCGGCUGAAGCGGCCCGGGGUGCUCAUCUCGGCGCUCACCUGGAAGCGGCUGGUGGCCGCCUCGGCCAAGAAGAAGAAGAGCACCAAGAAGGUGACGCCCAAGCCCGGCGGCGGGGCCCCGGGGGGGGUCCCGGGGGGCCAGCCCGACCCGCUGGUGGCUCAGCGCAACCGCGAGAACUUGCGCAAGUCGCUGGGGGACGGAGCCAAGCAGGGCCCCCUGGCCGUGCCCGUGCCCACCGUGCCCUCGGCGGCGCCCCAGGAGCUGCACCCGGGCUCGGGGGGGGGCAAGCCGCCGCCGCCCCCCCCGCCGCCGCCGCCGCCGCUGCCGCCGCCCGGUAGCCGGGCUCCGGGCUCGCCGCGCCGCGUGGUGGUGCAGGCGUCCACCGGGGAGCUGCUGCGCUGCUUGGGGGACUUCGUGUGCCGCCGCUGCUACCGGCUGAAGGAGCUGAGCCCCGGCGAGCUCAUCGCCUGGUUCCGCAGCGUGGACCGCUCGCUGCUGCUGCAGGGCUGGCAGGACCAGGGCUUCAUCACCCCGGCCAACCUGGUGUUCGUCUACCUGCUGUGCCGGGAGGCGCUGCGCGGCGAGGAGAUCGGCAGCCAGGCCGAGCUGCAGGCGGCCUUCCUCACCUGCCUCUAUCUCGCCUACUCCUACAUGGGCAACGAGAUCUCCUACCCGCUCAAGCCCUUCCUGGUGGAGGGCGACAAGGGCCGCUUCUGGGAGCGCUGCCUGGGCAUCAUCCAGCGCCUGAGCGCCAAGAUGCUGCGCAUCAACGCGGACCCGCACUACUUCACGCAGCUCUUCCAGGACCUCAAGAGCGAGGGCGAGGCCGGAGACGGGGCCAAGCACUGGACGAUCAGCCUGGACCGCUAGGGAGGUAUCGGGCCCCCGGCGGGGGAGGCCAAGGACUGCCGGAUCCCCCCCUCCCC